This is a messenger RNA of Mus pahari (shrew mouse), 534 nucleotides long. Its product is annotated as keratin-associated protein 13-1-like. The coding region runs from base 1 to 534 and encodes 177 amino acids. The transcript has a single exon. Lineage: Eukaryota; Metazoa; Chordata; Mammalia; Rodentia; Muridae. The record is from RefSeq and is a predicted model, not a curated record.
AUGAGCUAUAACUGCCACUCUGAUAACUUGUCUACCUCCUUUAGGUCCUGCCUGCCCAUCGUGGGUUCCUCCUGUUGUUCCUCCUGCUCAAGCAACCUGAUCACCACUACCAGCUGCUCUCCCAGCACCUGCCAGCUGAGCUCCUCUUUCAAUAGUGGCUGCCAGGAGACCUGCAUUGAGCCCAUCCGCUGCCAGGAGACCUGCAUUGAGCCCAUCCACUGCCAGAGGUCCUGUGUGGUGCCCAGCCCCUGCCAGGUGCCCUGCAACUACCCCAGGAGCUCCACACCCUGCAGUCCUUGCCAGGGGACAUAUGCUGGCUCUCUGGGCUUUGGGUCCAGCAACUGCUUCUCCCAGGAUUAUGGAUCUAGAAGAUGCUACAUCAUGGGUUGUGGAUCCACUGUCUUUGAACCUCUGAAUUAUGGAGUCUCUGGCCUCCCUUUCCUGAGUUAUGGGUACAGAUUCUGCUACCCAAUCUACAUGGCUGACAGUAUCUGCCAACCAUGUUAUAAACCAACCUGUGGUAAUAUUCUCUAG